Messenger RNA from Cannabis sativa, 549 nucleotides. RefSeq lists its product as uncharacterized. Bases 1 to 549 code for a protein of 182 amino acids. The transcript has a single exon. Gene Ontology annotation, molecular function: nucleic acid binding. The record is from RefSeq and is a predicted model, not a curated record. Lineage: Eukaryota; Viridiplantae; Streptophyta; Magnoliopsida; Rosales; Cannabaceae.
AUGAUUCUGGAGAAAACAGUGCAGAGAUCAAGAAAAGACUGGUCAAGAAGGUUAGAUGAUGCAUUGUGGGCAUAUAGAACAGCAUUCAAGACACCGAUCGGGAUGUCACCAUAUCGGUUAGUGUUUGGAAAAGCUUGUCAUCUACCGGUGCAAUUAGAGCACAAGGCUUAUUGGGCUAUGAAGACUCUCAACAUGGAUUUGAAGGCUCCAGGAGAGAAAAGAUUACUGCAAUUGGACGAAUUGGAGGAGUUUUGGAAUGAAGCUUACGAGAAUGCCAAGAUUUACAAGGAGAGAACGAAAAAGUGGCAUGACCGAAGCUUAGGCAAGAAGGAGUUUCAACCUGGACAACAAGUUUUACUUUUUAAUUCAAGGUUGAAAUUAUUUCCUGGUAAGCUUAAGUCAAGGUGGUCAGGGCCAUUUACAGUGGUCAAAGUGUUUCCUAAUGGAGCGGUGGAUCUGAAAGGUGAAAGCCUCGAGACUUUCAAAGUCAAAGGGCUGCGGUUAAAGCUCUACUGGGAGGUCAAUUUGACCAAGCCAAGUCCACCAUGA